ACCGCUGGCUGGUCGUCGGACAUUUGCGGGGCGUUUUUGCGUGCCCUAAAAGCGUUACACAGCGCCAGCGGUCGUCUAAGGUGCAGCCACGAGCCAAUCAACCAGCGUCGCGCAUCCGUUCGCGCCGCCGGGGCGCGUAACGCAAGCGACCCGCUGCGCUGCAAAGUCGCUAGCCUAGCGCGUAGCGCAAGCGACUAGCGCAGCGCUACACCUUGCAGCGGGAAAAGACCGCCACGGAAGGGAACGAUGCUGCGCACGCAGACGUCGACGCCGAGCAAGCCGCAACCUGACAGAAGAAGAGCCCAGUCGGUCGACGCGAACGAGCAGCGGUUGAAACGGUACGAAACGUUCCUGUGGUUGUGUGCGUGGUAUCUGACGUCGCUCGGCACUUUAUUGUUAAACAAGAUCAUCCUCACGGAAAGGGGCGUCUCGUCCCAAGCAUUAGGAGCAUGUCAGAUGCUCUCGACGGCUUUAUUAGGAGCCGCCAAGGUCUGGUGGAGUUCUUCCAGUCAACCAGAGCGGGGCCCGAAUAGAUCAAGUGUGGACCUCGAGGCUUUAUCACAAGCAGAGCAGAGGACCGAGGAAUCGACCAAUGCACAAAGAAGCGACGUGCGCGCGACCCUGGUCGCGCUCGGGGCGUUGCGAGGAUUGACUGUUGUAUUAGGCCUCGUCUCGUUAGCGCACGUCGCCGCGUCGUUCACCGAAACCAUUAAAGCCACCGCUCCCAUAUUUACCGUAUGGACCGCUAGAGUAGUCCUGAGGCAGCGCACUUCUGGUCCUGUUGUUGCUUCAUUGAUCCCGGUCAUGGUCGGUUUGGUUGUUUGUGCACAUACAGAAGUGUCGUAUGACGCGAUUGGGUUUUGGGCAGCACUGGCCAACAACGCCGUCGACUGCCUCCAGAACGUCCUCAGCAAGAAGAUUGUGUCGACAUUAGGGCCCGUGAAGCUCCAGUUCUACACAUCGUUAUUGGCUAUUGCGUUCCAGUUGCCCAUCCUGGCAGCUAGAACGACGGCGAAAGCGGAAGCGCUCGUGCAGCCCUCGACGACGUUUAUGUUAGAUCCCCAUGUGCAAGAAUCAAUGAAAUACAUCCUGGUCAAUGUGUGCUGCUACCACGCUCAAUCGGUUUCCGCGUACCUAGACCAGCGUCUCUCAUUAAUAUAGAGUCCGGUGACGACACCGACGAAUCCGCGCUUGGACCGAGCUUCACGGCCGUGAGAUCACUCGUCAACCAUACCUUCACUUUGACCCGAGGACUCCUUUCUUGAGAUAUGUGUACCCAACCAUCUGUCCUCGGCGCUCCUCACACGCUACGCAUAGGUACUGCGUCGUCGACCGGCUCUCGCCUGUCUCCACGUCCGUCGCGAACACGCUGAAGCGCUCCUUGCUCAUCUUCCUGACGAUUAUUUAUUUCGGGAACGAGAUGACGGCCGAGUCGGCGGGCGGCGUCGUCGUCGUGGUCUGCGGCGUGGGGCUCUACAACUGGGCGCGCGUGCGCUACCCGGCGCCGGCGGCCGACGACGAGGUGCCGUCUGCGGGCGACAAGGACGACACGUAGUCGUGGUAGCUGUGAAUAACGAGGUGUUGUUGUUGA
This is a messenger RNA of Pelagomonas calceolata, 1591 nucleotides long. The record is from the annotation of a GenBank genome assembly. NCBI's taxonomy places the organism in Eukaryota, Pelagophyceae, Pelagomonadales, Pelagomonadaceae.